AUGGUGAAGGACAGUAUCCACUGUGCUUGCUGCAUUCUCUUCUAUUUAUGUUUCUUUGCUGCGCUGCGCGAGCACAUGACAUGCCACGCUCAGAACUUCCAGGGUCAGCCAGACCUGAAGCCAGGACCCCCAGGCACGGGUCUAAGGAUGGCUGAAGAGACCGACAACGCAACCCAAGUUGCUGUGGAGAACUUCGGCGAAGCGCGUCCCCCUUUUGUCUCGAAUGAACAGUGGCAGGAGUGGAAUCUUAAGUACGGGUUUUCUCCCUUGGGGGAGUUCUGCGACAGCUGCCUGACAGUUCCGGGGAAGUGCGUCCGGCCACACGAGCAAUGCCAGCUGUAUUGCGGAGACGACUGCCGUGGCCACGGCAAAGAAUUUACAAAGAAAGUGCUUUGCAAGUGGUGCCGAGAGGCAAGAGGUGAAAGGUGCCGCGACUGGAGGUCCUGCAGGGAUAAGUGCGGCACAGAUUGUGUUCAUGAGGUAUACGCCCGGAAGGCUAUGCUGGACUACGAGCGUCACGUAAAUGACACGAUAGCGCGCGGCGAAAAGAAAUAUAUAGCCAGUCUCAGACAGAUCGUGGAAGAUGCCAUGCAAGACGUGAACGGAGAUGAGGAAACCCGUAAGGAACUUGAGGAACAGAUGAAGCAGUUCGCUGCUGCUGCAGGUGUGUAUUUCCCGCUGUCUGAUGAACUCUGA
Molecule: messenger RNA, 696 nt
Organism: Besnoitia besnoiti
Lineage: Eukaryota; Apicomplexa; Conoidasida; Eucoccidiorida; Sarcocystidae
Exons: 1
Coding region: 1-696 (231 amino acids)
Source: RefSeq, a predicted model, not a curated record